Molecule: messenger RNA, 715 nt
Organism: Malus domestica (apple)
Lineage: Eukaryota; Viridiplantae; Streptophyta; Magnoliopsida; Rosales; Rosaceae
Product: histone H2B.9-like
Cellular component (GO): nucleosome
Molecular function (GO): protein heterodimerization activity; DNA binding; structural constituent of chromatin
Source: RefSeq, a predicted model, not a curated record
GCACUCUCCUCCCCUCCACCAGAAUACCUGAAUUCACUCCCUCUCCCCGCAAAAAUCCGUUCCAACUUCCCAUCAUCGCAUCUUUUCCGAUUCAACAAAAAACCACCCGAUAUGGCGCCAACGAAGGGUGAGAAAAAGCCGGUGGCGGAGAAGGCACCGGCUGGGGAGAAGAAGCCGACGAAGGCGGAGAAGAAGAUCCCAAAGGAAGGCGGCGUGGAGAUGAAGAAGAAGAAGAAGGUGAAGAAAUCGACGGAGACGUACAAGAUAUACAUCUUCAAGGUGCUUAAGCAGGUCCACCCGGACAUCGGGAUCUCCAGCAAGGCCAUGGGGAUCAUGAACAGCUUCAUCAACGACAUUUUCGAGAAGCUCGCUCAGGAGGCGUCACGUUUGGCCAGGUAUAAUAAAAAGCCAACGAUCACGUCGAGGGAGAUCCAGACCGCCGUCAGGUUGGUGCUGCCCGGCGAGCUCGCCAAACACGCCGUGUCUGAGGGCACCAAGGCCGUUACUAAAUUUACCAGUUGUUGAUUUUCUUUUUAAUUUUUAUGAUAGGCUCUAUUUGGGAACGUCCUUUUUUUGUGUUAAUAUUAUUUUUGACGUGAAUAAUAUACAUGCAUGCAGUUGUUUUUAUGUAAUCGGUUUUUAUUUGGAUUUUUCCACGAAAAAUAUAUUCAGAUGUGAUGAACCAGUGAAAUAGUGGGCAAUUCGCGUCGUUUUU